CUGCACUCCAAUUCUGACAAAGGUGAUGGAUCAGUCAAAUACAUUCUUACUGGAGAAGGCGCGGGGACGAUAUUUAUUAUUGAUGACACAACUGGAGACAUCCAUUCAACCAAAAGCCUAGAUCGAGAGCAGAAGACACACUAUGUGCUUCAUGCCCAAGCUAUUGAUAGACGGACAAACAAGCCGCUUGAGCCUGAAUCUGAAUUUAUUAUCAAAGUGCAGGAUAUCAACGACAAUGCACCAAAAUUUACAGAUGGACCGUACAUUGUUACUGUACCAGAGAUGUCUGAAAUGGGUACGUCUGUUCUACAGGUGACAGCCACAGAUGCAGAUGACCCUACAUAUGGAAACAGCGCCAGAGUAGUGUACAGUAUUCUUCAGGGACAGCCAUAUUUCUCUGUUGACCCUAAAACAGGUUUUAAGACGCUCAUUUUCUAA
Phaethon lepturus (White-tailed tropicbird) is the source of this 438-nucleotide messenger RNA. RefSeq names its product cadherin-18-like. The record is from RefSeq and is a predicted model, not a curated record. The transcript is spliced from 3 exons. The annotation marks the transcript as partial. Gene Ontology annotation, cellular component: catenin complex; plasma membrane; adherens junction. Gene Ontology annotation, biological process: homophilic cell-cell adhesion; multicellular organism development; cell morphogenesis. Gene Ontology annotation, molecular function: cadherin binding; calcium ion binding. NCBI's taxonomy places the organism in Eukaryota, Metazoa, Chordata, Aves, Phaethontiformes, Phaethontidae.